AUGUCUGGACGUGCUGGAAGACGGGGCCAAGACCUGCUGGGAGAUGUAUAUUUCUUUGAUAUCCCAAUGCCGAAAAUAGAACUCAUAAAAUCCAAAGUCCCUGAGCUGAGAGGGCAGUUCCCUUUCAGCAUAACCUUGGUGCUGAGACUCAUGCUGCUGGCUUCCAAGGGAGAUGACCCAGGGGACGCCAAGGCAAAGGUGCUGUCAGUGCUAAAGCACUCACUGCUGUCCUUCAAAAAGCCCAGGGCUGUGGAAAUGUUAAAGCUUUACUUUUUGUUUUCUUUGCAGUUCCUGAUAAAAGAGGGCUAUUUAGAUCAAGAAGGUCAUCCAACAGGGUUUGCGGGACUCGUAUCACAUUUGCAUUAUCACGAGCCUUCUAAUUUUGCUUUUGUCCAUUUUCUUGUAAGAGGCCUUUUCCAUGAUCUCUGUCAGCCAACCAGAAAAGGAUCAAAAUGUUUUUCUCAAGAUGUUAUGGAAAAGCUGUUGUUGGUAUUGGCACAUCUGUUUGGAAGAAGGUAUUUUCCAGCAAAUUUCCAAGAAGCUAAUAUCAAGUUUCAUCAAUCAAAGGUGUUCCUGGAAGACCUUCCUGAGGAUUUUGAUGCUGCUUUACGAGAGUAUAACAAGAACAUUUCAGAGGAUUUUGCCUCUUUCCUACGAAUUGUUUCCAAAUUGGCUGAUAUGAAACAGGAGUAUCAACUCCCAUUGUCGAAAAUAGAUUUCACAGGGGAAAAAUGUGAAGACUCCCAACUUGCAUCUCACCUGAUGAACUGCAAGGAAGGAAGAGUAGCUGUUUCUCCAUUUUUUUGUCUCUCGGGGAACUCUGAUAGUGAUUUGCUUCAACCAGGAACUCCAAACCAUGCCAUUGUGGACACAAUCAAUAUCAAUCAUAAUCAGGCUCCUAUGCUGAGUUCAAAGAAAUAUGAUUGCCAAGGAAGAAGAAUGCCUCUUAAUGCUUAUGCACUGGAUUUCUAUAGACAUGGUUCCCUGACAGGAUUAGUCCAGGACAACAGGAUGAAUGAAGGAGAAGCCUAUAACAUGUUGAAAGAUUUUGCACUCACCAUUAAAAGUAUCAGUGUUUCCUUGAGAGAGCUGUGUGAAAAUGAAGAAGACAAUGUGUUAGCAUUUGAACAGCUGAGUGAAACCUAUUUUAAUAAAUUUAGUGUUGUCUAAAAACAAACAUCGGGCCUCCCUGGUGGCACAAAGGUUAAGAUGCAAC
Molecule: messenger RNA, 1216 nt
Organism: Talpa occidentalis (Iberian mole)
Lineage: Eukaryota; Metazoa; Chordata; Mammalia; Eulipotyphla; Talpidae
Product: probable ATP-dependent RNA helicase DDX60
Biological process (GO): defense response to virus
Cellular component (GO): cytoplasm
Molecular function (GO): single-stranded RNA binding; double-stranded RNA binding
Source: RefSeq, a predicted model, not a curated record